Messenger RNA from Sparassis crispa, 3747 nucleotides. RefSeq lists its product as hypothetical. The record is from RefSeq and is a predicted model, not a curated record. The coding region runs from base 1 to 3747 and encodes 1248 amino acids. The transcript is spliced from 6 exons. Gene Ontology annotation, molecular function: nucleic acid binding; zinc ion binding. Lineage: Eukaryota; Fungi; Basidiomycota; Agaricomycetes; Polyporales; Sparassidaceae. Gene Ontology annotation, biological process: DNA integration.
AUGGUGAAGCACUGCUUCCGUUAUCAGCAAACUGUUACCGUUGAACACAGUUCUUACUCGUUCACCUCUCGUCGUCUUCUACAGCAACAGGGUUGUGAAGUUUCUGACCUACAUGAUCUUGUUCCAUAUCCUGCUCCAUUACCCUUUGCACACCUCUCACGUAUUGACAGCUCACUCUUCUCCCCUGACUCCAUCAAUAUUUCAUUGCCACUAUCACCCUCUUCAUCACCAUCAAGCUCCCGUGCACCAUCUCUGCAGCCUAUCAUGCCUAUCCCUCACCGUCUACCCCGUGUCAUGACCACCACCAUCGCCAAGGAAUUUUCUGACAUCCUGAAGCUGGCCGCUGACAGAUCCAAUUAUCGGAUUUGGUUGGGCCACAUCAAGUGUGCCACUGGUGGUUGCGACACCGAUGAGCUUCUUGAUCGUGCUGCUGACCCGACAUCUGAUGUGGAGCGGAAGCUUAAUAAGCAGAUGCUUAAUGCGAUAACUGGAAAGUUCCAUGACUCACUGUUCAAGAAGUACCUGAAUGUCAAGAAGGUACAUGAAGUUAUGACUGGCUUGAAGGUUGAAUUCGGAACUUCGACUGCUGCAUCCGAGGCCUGGAUGAAGGCAAAACUUUUCUCACUUAGGUGCUCCGAUGACCAUAAGGUCCAUCAGCACUUAGACCAGCUUGCCGAGCUCAAGGAGAAGCUGUCAGAGAUGAAUGUCAAGAUCGAGGACUGUACUUACAUCAAUGCGAUUACCACAUUUAUCCCUUGUUCAUUCGCAUCCACCGUCACUGCAAUCACUACUGCUGUCGACAUUUUCAAUUCGACACUUGCACCUGGUGCUGCUUGCAAGGUCGUCACAUCAACAGAAAUAGUUACCACUCUUCGUGCGGAGGCUGAUUUCCGCUCGGUGUUGAAGUCUGGCGAUAAGACCACAACAGCCAGUGCCGCCAUCACUGGCGGUUGUGGAGGAGGCCGAGGGCGUGGCCGUCAUGGUUAUAGAGGUCGUGGCAAUGGCUCGAGCAAAGGGAAUGUGCCAAAAUCAGAUGAUGAUCUUACCUGCUACAAGUGUGGUGGAAAGGGGCAUCGUGCACCCAACUGCCCAUUGAAGAAGCAGUAUUAUCAGCGCUCAAAGGGGAAAUCGGAGGCUGCUGCGAGCAGCUCUGGUUCCACUGAUACAAAGCCCAAGGCAGAUGGGAAGCUGAAGGACAAUGUGAAGGAUACUUCUGCAUCGACUGUCGCUGUACAGUCCGUCUCGUCCGUGCAUAUUGAGGAAGCCUGGAGUGCUUCCAUGGUGUUCUCUGCUCCUCUCGAGGAGAUUGUGAUUGACUGCGCUGACCUUGCAGCCCAAGACGAAGUCCAGAUCUCGGAGACUUACCAUGCCUUCGCCAGAGUGGCCGAAUCCGAUCAUCGAGUCGACAUUUUUGACACUGGUGCAUCGCACCACAUGACGCCGCAUCUUGAUCGGCUGUCGAACUUCUGCACCACUGCGCCACAUCAGAUUCGUGCCACAAACUCAGAGAUCUUCUACUCGCAUGGUGUGGGUGACCUGCUAAUGCGUCUUCCUGCCAUAAAUGGUGGCAGGCAUAUUCGGCUGAAAGGGGUUCUGCAUGCACCUGCUAUGCACGCCACACUUAUCUCGUUAGGCCUUCUCGAUGAGGCCGGGUUUGCCUGGCUAGGCCAUGAAGGCACAUUGACAAUUUCGAACAGGGAAAAUGAUGUCAUUGCGAGCAUUCCACAUGAGGACAAUCUUUAUAGCAUUUUUUAUGACUCUACAUCCCUGGCGUCAGCUGUCGAGUUAUCGCUUUUCAAAAUUCAUAAGUGGCUCGGCCAUGUCAACUAUGCAUACCUCAAAGCCAUGCUUCGUCAUGAUCGCAUCGCUGGCAUCACUCUUGAUCCUCAACGUGCUGAUAAGACUGAAUGUAGGACAUGCCUUGUUGCAAAGGCAUGCCACGCCCUCAUUGCCACGGUACAUCAAUCACCGUUGGCAGAGAAGUUUGGCGAACAUCUUCAUAUGGACGUGUGGGGGUCUGCGUCAGUGUUUACCAUUGAUUGCUGCAAGUAUUGUCUUACCCUCAUAGACGAUGUGACUUGCUGGCUCAAAAUGCCGCUUAUGCGUGUGAAAUCUGAAGCAUUUAGAAAAUAUGUCAGUUUCGAAGUGCACCUGCAAACACAGCACGGCGUGCGCACCAAGAUCCUGCAAUCUGAUCGUGGCGGCGAGUUCCUGUCUGCCAAUAUGGAUGCGCAUCUUGAGUAUGCCGGUACUGUUCAAAAGUUGACUGUUCAUGAUACACCAGAACAUAACGGUGUAGCGGAACGCACACACCUAACCAUUUUUGAUGGCAUGCGCACCGCGCUCGCUGGGUCCGGUCUUCCGAAGUGGCUAUGGGGUGAAGCUCUUGCUUACAUUGUUUAUGUCCAUAACCGCACGGCUUGCCACGCACUGCAGGGAAAAUCCCCUUUUGAAGUCCAUUUUGGCCACACUCUGGAUGUCUCAAAUCUGCAUGAAUGGGGUGAAAUUCGUGAGCCUGUUGAUCCUGAUAUUGUCACGGGCAAGUGUUCCCUCAUGGACAUUAGCAUUGACAACGACGAAGAAUGCGAGGUGGUCGCAUACUCCGUAGGCACCGCUGCAUCGGAUUUCCUAGAGUUUGAUCCUCACUCUGUUGCUGAGGCAAAGCAUCGUCCAGACUGGCUGAAAUGGCAAGAGGUUUUUCGCACCAAGCGUGAUGCAUGCGGAGAGGUCACAGGUUAUUGCGUGCACUUAGUCACCCAAGGAUUCACGCAAGUCGAAGGCAUCAAUUAUUUCUCUGAUGACACCUUCGCCGCAGUAUGCAAACUCGCGUCCGUGUGCAUUAUUCUCUCUGUCACCGCGCGCAAUGGCUGGUACACCCACCAAGUCGAUGUCAAGAGUGCUUACCUCUAUGGCAAGUUGUGCGACGAUGAGAAAAUCUAUAUGCGGCCACCGCCAGAUAUCGAACUCGACAGGAUAUCCCCUGGACAACUACUACUAUUGCUCAUUGCUAUCUACAGACUGAAGCAGUUGGGCCGACACUGUUUUGCUGAUGCAAAGCCACUCUCCCAGCCUAUGGAUACCCAUGCCCACCUAUCUGUCAACCAGUGCCCUGUGACCACUGCGGAGUAUGCCAUCAUGCACGACAAGCCAUACCUCGAGGCACUCGGAGCACUACAGUAUGUCUCUGUCACUACCCAUCCUGACAUUACUUUCGCCGUCGGACAGCUCACCCAAUUUGGUCGGAACCCGGACAUCGUGCACUGGAAUGCUCUCAAGUGUGUUUACCAGUACCUCAAAGGUACUGCGGACCUAUGGCUUGUUCUCGGUGACUCGGAAGACAACAACAUCAUUGGCUACUCUGACGCUGAUGGUAUGAGCACGGAGGGACGCCGCGCUGUUUCCGGCUACAUUUUUAUGCUGAACGGUGGCACUGUCUCAUGGUCUUCAAAGUGUCAAGAUCUCGUCACCUUGUCGACAACCAAAGCUGAGUACAUCGCACUCACAUAUGUCAGCAAAGAAGCACUGUGGUUACGCUCAUUUGUUAUUGAAUUAUUCGGCAAUCCUGAACACCCCAUUCCUCUUCACUCCGACAAUCAGUCCGCCAUCACACUUUCGAAAGACAAUCAUAACAAGAUCAACCUCUCGUACUGUCCUACCGAGGACAUGAUCGCGGACAUUCUGACGAAGGCCUUGCCUUCGAUGAAGAGCAAACACUUCACUUUGUCAAUAGGACUCUCGAAAGUUUGA